AUGGAACAGUACACCUGGGAUGAUGUUGAACCACUUCCGCUCAACAUUGAAGACAGCUCAGUUGCUUCAAUCUUGUAUACGGAUAAGUUUAAAACAGUGAUGGGCCUAUUUAGGGCACUGCAGCAGAAGGAGGAAUACUCGGAACGUGCGCUGGCACUUACAGGCAGUGUGAUUGAGCUGAUCGCUGCGCAUUAUACGGUUUGGCAGUACCGCUACCAAAUUAUAAUCCGAUUGAAUAAGGAUAUCAACAAGGAACUGGAAUGGGUCGAUGAGAUAACACUGGACAAUCCCAAGAAUUACCAGAUUUGGGGUUAUAGGCAAUCACUGUUGAAACAUUUGAACAUGCGUGAUAUACACCGUGAUAUCCCCAUCAUCGACGUGAUGAUCGAGGACGAUCCGAAAAACUAUCACGUCUGGUCAUACCGUAAAUGGUGUGUGCAAUGGUGCGACGACUGGAGUAACGAGCUGCCAUUUGUCGAUAAGUGUCUCGAAAAGGAUGUUUAUAACAAUUCAGCAUGGUGCCAUAGGUACUUUACAGUAUGCCACGGUGAAAAACUCAGCGAACAAGUGUUUGAUUACGAAGUUGAGUACACAAUGGGCAAAAUAUCACUUGCUCCUCACAACGAAUCCUCCUGGAACUACUUGGUGGGGCUGUUUGAAAAGGCUGAUAAGUCUCUAAUUCCCCUUGAAAUUUUCGCUCAACGGUUUAUCAAGAUGGAAGGACCAAGUGACGCACACGAGAUAAGCCUGUGGGCUUUUGAAGUGCUGACACGCAUCUACAAAGAGAAAGGCGAGACGGCACAGGUGAUUGAGAACUACGAGCUUCUAAGGGACAAGUACGACGUGAUGAGAGCGAACUACUGGGACCACCAGAGGAAGCUGUUACUGAGCAACUGA
Williopsis jadinii is the source of this 897-nucleotide messenger RNA. RefSeq names its product bifunctional protein farnesyltransferase/protein geranylgeranyltransferase (gene RAM2). Lineage: Eukaryota; Fungi; Ascomycota; Saccharomycetes; Phaffomycetales; Wickerhamomycetaceae. The coding region runs from base 1 to 897 and encodes 298 amino acids. Gene Ontology annotation, biological process: protein geranylgeranylation; protein farnesylation. Gene Ontology annotation, molecular function: protein farnesyltransferase activity; CAAX-protein geranylgeranyltransferase activity. The transcript has 2 exons. Gene Ontology annotation, cellular component: protein farnesyltransferase complex; CAAX-protein geranylgeranyltransferase complex; cytoplasm. The record is from RefSeq and is a predicted model, not a curated record.